AUGAGCGUCAGUAGUAGCAGUAAUCACGAUGCUGACGCAUCUACAGCGCCGGUUUUGAUUGCUGAGAAAUAUGCAGUGGAACAAGAGAUAGGCAAAGGCUCUUUUGCCACCGUUUACAAAGGCCGCUUAGUGUCGAAAGGGGAAGACAGUACCGAUUUCAUUGCGAUCAAAGCUGUGUCGCGAUCGAAGCUGAAGAAUAAAAAACUCCUAGAAAAUUUAGAGAUUGAAAUCGCCAUUUUAAAGAAAAUCAAACACCCUCAUAUUGUCGGACUCAUGAACUGCGAGCGAACGGGGUCGGAUUUCUUUCUGAUCAUGGAAUACUGCGCUCUUGGCGAUCUUACCUUCCUGAUCAAAAAGCGCAAAGCUCUCAUCGAAAAGCACCCCCUUGUGCGAACAAUGUUCGAAAAAUACCCACCUCCAAGCGAGUCCCACAAUGGGCUCAACCGCGUUGUUGUCGUGAAUUACCUUCAGCAACUAUCCUCAGCACUGAUGUUUUUGCGAUCGAAAAACUUAGUUCACAGAGACAUCAAACCCCAGAACUUGCUAAUAUCCACACCCCUCAUAAACUAUCACGAUGCGGAAACCUUUCACAAGAUGGGUUUUGUGGGUAUUUACAAUCUACCAGUUCUUAAGAUUGCAGAUUUUGGAUUUGCAAGAUUCUUACCAAAUACAUCGCUUGCCGAGACCUUAUGUGGAUCUCCAUUAUACAUGGCGCCGGAAAUUUUGAAUUACCAAAAAUAUAAUGCUAAAGCAGAUUUAUGGUCAGUAGGCACUGUGCUCUACGAAAUGUGCUGCGGCAGACCGCCUUUUAAGGCUUCAAACCAUCUAGAGCUUUUUAAAAAAAUCAAAAAAGCCAACGACGUGAUAAGUUUUCCGUCUCAUUGCAAAUUAGAGCCCGAGAUGUGCGAACUCAUUUGCGGUCUUCUGACAUUUGAUCCUUCUCAAAGAAUGGGGUUUAACGAAUUCUUUAGUCAUGAAAUAGUGAAUGAGGAUUUGUCUGCAUACGAAAAAGAAGAUAUGCCUGAUUUGGAAGACAAGUCUAAAGAUGUUGCAGGAAGCAAUAUGUUUAUAUCUGAAUAUCUCACCAAGCCUGCUGGGAAGCCAAUGGCUAUGAAACCGCUCAAUGAAAUCGUGACAUCUACUGCGCGGUCUAUGAGUUCCUCGGAUACCGCUAAAACGCACGAUAGGCCCCGCAAUAGCAGUACUGGCGAUCGAAAUGAGAAGGCAAUUGGGAGUCUAAUGGACGGCUCACGCGCACACCAAGAUACUUCUAUCGAAAAGGAGUACGUCAUGGUUGAAAAGAAAAGUGUGGAGGUUAAUGCGCUAGCAGAUGAAUUUGCAAACUUGGGAACUCGCGCUGGCAGCGAACUCGAUAGGCGAUCUCCACCGUUGAAAAGUCUACAACAGCAAGUAAAUGCGCCACAAGCCACUGCUAUCAGAAAGUCUUCAUCAAGUAGUGGAGCAACAGCCAGAAGGCCUUCCCUGGUUGAAAGGCGUCUGUCGAUUUCGUCUUUGAGCCCUUCAAACGCGCUGACCAAAGCUUUAGGGAUUGCAUCAACUAGGUUAUUUGGCAGUCAGCAUACUCCUGCACUAUCCGUUUCCCCUAAUCAAGUCAACCAACCUCUUUUGAGUCGACAAGUCUUUCAUGAGCUUACCGAAAACCUCGUGCUCUCUGCUGAUCACAAAAUGGUUUCUGCGAAGUAUAGUGAAGCUCACACAGACGCAGAUAUAAUUUCAUUACUUGAGUCACUAGCUGCAAAGGCAUUUGUGAUUUCUUCGUUUGCUGAAGUUAAAUUCUCUCAGCUUGUGCCGCUGCCACCCUCGUCCUUGGGAGAGCCAUUUAGCAAAAGGCUUAGCAGCGGAAGCUGUGCCAUAGAGGAAGAAGAUGAACAUAUUGCGAAUGAAGAUGAACACUUCAGAAGCAAAGAAGCUGCGUCAGGCUCGGAGACCGCUAGCUCGACGCUGAGAAAAAGAAACUCAAGCGAGAACUCAGCGUUUGAAGCUGUAUUGAAAGAUCUACCGCCUUCGGAGGUUUAUCAACUAUGCACAGAAGCCAUGGUGCUUUAUAUGAAGGCUUUGUCAACUUUAGCAAAAGCCAUGCAAGCGACUUCCAACUGGUGGUAUCGAUCUCAAGAGAAAAACUGUUCACUCAAGCUCAAUGUUCUAGUUCAGUGGUUACGUGACAAGUUUAAUGAAUGUUUGGAGAGGGCAGAAUUUUUAAGGUUAAAACUCAUAUCCAAAGGCUCUUUUUCAGCGGACGAUUCUACACUGAGCGCAUCAAGAAUAAAUGGAACAGGUGCCGAAACUGCAACCGCUAGCGUUGAAGAAGAAAGUGAGCCUGUUUUUCUCGAGAAACUUAUUUACGAUAGGGCGCUUGAAAUCUCCAAAACUGCAGCAAAAUUCGAAAUGCAAGGUGAGUUUUUGAACAAUUGCGAACUUGCGUACGCAACAUCUUUAUGGAUGCUGGAAACUGUACUGGAUCAAGAUACGGCAGACGACAACAUUGGUGAUUUUGGUUUCCAGACUACAGAAGCUUUAGACGAAGCUGACCGGCUAAUGAUCAAGAAGUAUAUUGAUAGCGUUGCUAAGAGGCUAAAAAUCCUGAGAAGGAAACUCAAUUCUUCAUAA
Lachancea nothofagi CBS 11611 is the source of this 2628-nucleotide messenger RNA. Lineage: Eukaryota; Fungi; Ascomycota; Saccharomycetes; Saccharomycetales; Saccharomycetaceae. The record is from the annotation of a GenBank genome assembly.